Molecule: messenger RNA, 1568 nt
Organism: Cladocopium goreaui
Lineage: Eukaryota; Dinophyceae; Suessiales; Symbiodiniaceae
Source: the annotation of a GenBank genome assembly
AGAAGACCACGUGGCAGAGAGCUUUGCCAAUGUUUCCCUCUUUGGAACUGAGCGCGGUGGUGCCAGCUUUUGCUGAGAGCAAAGCUGUGGCACGAGGAUUGCCUAGCAGAUGGCUUCGCAAAGAGGACCAGUCGGACAAGGACUUCAGACACAGCCUUUGUCUCAACCGGUUGUGCACAGAUUUGACAUCCAGAGACCCAGACAUUCGGCAAAAAGCAGCUGAAUCCCUAGAACAUUUGUCGAAAGGUGACUCUUUCGCCUCGGCAUUGGCUUCCAACUUGCAACCGGCACUCCGUGGUUUGAAGCCCGCUGAAAACGGGCCCGUCAAGUUAGCCAUCCUUGGGGCCUUGCGCUCGAUUGCUGAGAAAGGCCAUGCAAUCUCAGUGGCUUUGCAUGGAAGCGUGCUGCUGCCAUGUUUCAAAGAUCAGGACAUCUUGGUUCAAAGGAAAGUCUCCGCAUUGUAUCGUGUCCUGGCAGAAGAAGGUGCUGCGUCCAUGGUGGCACAAGAUGUCAAGAGUAUCAUGCAUUGCUUUCAAGCAACUCAAGCGAGCGGUGUUCCAUUAGCUGCACCAUUGGAUGCCCUGAGCGCAAUUGCAGUUGCAGGAGAGGGCUUGGCCGUUGCAAGUGUAAUCGAACCGCUGUUAACAAGCUUGAAGGAUUGCCGACCAAAGAUUCGAAUGAGUGCUUGCACAACUUUAGGGGCAAUCGCCAGUGGCGGGGCCAGGGAACUUCUUGGAUCUUUGGGUCUCUGUGCUGAGGCAGAGGGUCAUGGCCAAGCGACGCUCUUUGAGAUGUUGGUUUGUACAGCCUUGGACGACAGUGAUGACAGCGUCCGUUUGGAGGCUGCUGAUGCACUAAGAUGCUUGCCAGAAGCUGAUCCAGACACCUGUGAUGAGACGCGUCAACGAUUUCCCCAGCUGGUCCAGCGCUUGAGGGCCAAACGGCAUGGAGAGCGCAGAGGAAGGAAAGGAGAAGCGUUCAAGAUGAUCUCAGAUGCCAUGGGUAUGACAGGUGAAUUUGGGCAGACGAAAACGUCACUUGAAGGGACUCUUUGUGCCAUUUGUCAAGAACCGUUUCCAAUAAAUAAUGGGUGGUGCCCAGCUGGUGACCCGCAGACUCUCCACUGCGGCCAUACGUUUCAUGAGAAAUGCUGCAGUGGGUGGUUCUCGUGGGUGAAAAGAUGUGGUCGCAUACCGAGCUGCCCAGUAUGCCGAGCAACAGGACACCAUGUGGAUGCUUGAGACAUCUUGAGACGGGUAUUCACAGAAGAGGGUCCACAACUUGGACGCAUGACAUCGUGGCGAUAUGUAGCAGACGUGUAGCAAGCACUUCUGUAGGCUUGUAGUUUUGGACGAACGCUGCGAAGCAGCAACGUCACCUGCUUAUGCAGCUCAGCUUCUUAUCUGAUACUCAGCUUGAGGUCAGCUUGCGCUUUUCUUCUUGAUAGGCUUUGAACUUAGCUUGCAAGAGUUUUGCGACUUUCAUACAGCCCGCCUCGGCGUGUGGGAGCCUUGCAAGGCUGCCAAGUUCGAUGGGUCACUGUACAGUUAGCCCAAGACCUUGGCUGG